This is a messenger RNA of Bombyx mori (domestic silkworm), 2527 nucleotides long. RefSeq names its product mitochondrial DNA helicase (gene mtDNA-helicase). The coding region runs from base 500 to 2488 and encodes 662 amino acids. The transcript is spliced from 10 exons. Gene Ontology annotation, molecular function: ATP binding; ATP hydrolysis activity; single-stranded DNA binding. Lineage: Eukaryota; Metazoa; Arthropoda; Insecta; Lepidoptera; Bombycidae. The record is from RefSeq and is a predicted model, not a curated record. Gene Ontology annotation, biological process: mitochondrial DNA replication. Gene Ontology annotation, cellular component: mitochondrion.
CUUUUUGGCGGGAACGCAAGGAGUGAAGUUGUGUGAUUUAUUUUGUCUAUUUAGUGUUCCUUCAGGUUUAAAUAUAUAAUAACGGUGGUUUAUUAACUGUUUAAUAUCUGUGAAAGUGCACAAAUGUGGGAAAAUGAAACAAAGCCGCUGGACGUCACUUCUCGGGAUCCUCCAAAAAGUCCAAUGAAAAAGUCUCAGUAGAUGACCACCAUUUUAUUGAGAUUAUAUUUCAUCCCAUAUCAUCUCAUCUCAUUUCAUUUGAUUUCAUACCAGUUGAUUAAUGUCUCAAAUUAAUCAUCUUCAUUUCAUUUCAUCAUUUUUCAUAUAAAUAAGAAAAUAAAUUAAAAUAAGACAUGACUUAAAGGUCUAAGUUACCAGGUCAUAAAAUCCCUUAAAAAAAAGGACAGUUUUAGGUUAGAAUUUCAACCAUACCAAAUCAAUCAAAUUAUUUUUAUUUUUAUUGGCUCAUAAUGUAAAAACUGCAAUCACAAAUUUUGAAAUGCUACAUUCCAUAAGGAUAAAUAGAUACAUUAAUAGUUUCAAAUCAAUAACAAGCAGAAAUGAUUGGAAUUGUUAUCAAAAACAAAUACACAACAUUGGUCUUCAGGAUAUUCCGAAAAUUACAGUUACUGAAAUACGAAAAGUAUUGCGGCAGAAAGGUUUUGCCGUACAAGACGGAUUCACGUCUAUAACUACAAAAUGUUCGAUAUGCUCAACAGAACAGAAUUGCGAGGACAGCAAGGUUUAUAUUAACAAAACCACAGGUUAUUUCUUAUGCUCAAAAUGCAACUUGCAUGGAGACUGGACAAUAUUGGAAAGAAUAGUCAAAAAGGCCAAAGUAGAAGUUUCAAUUAAAGACUACAUAGACAAACUACAGAACGAUACGGCUUCAUUUAAAAAUGAAUGGGAAAAUGUUAUCAAAGACACUAUGUCUAUGUCAGCCCUAAAUGAAACUGAACUCUUGGAUUUAUUUAGGUUAUAUGAAUUUCCUUUCCAUUCUGAAGCUGGAAAGACACUUGCUGAGGUCAGAGUAUCAGCAGACCGUACAGUAUUAUAUUUUCCAUUAAAAAACAUUUUAAAUCAAGUAGUAGGCUAUCGUAAGUUGCAAGCUGGCAAUGAAGAUCAAAUACAAUGUUACGGCUUCCAUAAUGCUGGACUCUUUUCAUGUCGAAUACAAAGAGGAAGCCGGAGUGAUCAAGCUAUAUUAGUGCCAACUGUUCAGGAUGUUUUAAGUUUAGCAGCUCAUAAAGUACCAGGUACAUUUAUUUGGCUCAGCAAUUGUAGCCUACCACUAGUAGUAUUGCCAACCUUAGAAAAUCACCAAAAAUUAUAUCUCUGGGGAGAAUGGGACAACAUGAGGGCCGUUGCUGAGAAACUUGGUGAAGAAAGAUGUAGAUUCGUGAGACCGACAGAUGGGCUCGUGACAGCAACCGAAGCAGCUGGAGCCGGCUUAUCAUUGAAGACCCUGGUGUCAGAUGCGAAGCCAGCGGCGCAUCGAUCUAUCACGACCUUCGCUGCUCUCCGAGACGACGUUUAUGCUGAACUCACGAAUAUUGAUAAGGUUCGUGGAGUUAAAUGGCGAAGAUUUCCUGCACUAACUCGACUGCUAGGCGGCCAUAGACGUGGGGAGCUGACGGUACUAACCGGUCCCACUGGAUGCGGGAAGACCACACUCUGCGCCGAGAUAUCACUAGAUCUUGCGCAACAAGGAAUAAAUACACUAUGGGGCAGUUUCGAGAUUAGGAAUUCGCGACUAGCGCGCACCAUGCUGCAGCAGUCCGCCGGCGUGCCUCUAGAACAGAACCUGCAUAACUUCCAGAAGUACGCAGAUGAAUUUCAAAAACUACCGAUUUACUAUUUAGCCUUUCAUGGCCAGCAACCGAUCAAAGUUGUAAUGGAGGCAGUGGAACACGCAAGAUACAUGCACGACAUCGCGCACGUGGUGGUCGACAACGUGCAGUUCAUGUUGGGGCUCGGCGAGGAUCGCGACGGCGACCGUUACCUCCGGCAGGAUGCCGUCAUAGCCGCCUUCCGUACCUUCGCGACCGCCAGACAUUGCCACGUCACGCUCGUCAUGCACCCUAGAAAGGAAAGGGAUUCGGAAGAUCUUUCAACUAGCUCCAUAUUUGGUAGCGCUAAAGCAUCGCAAGAAGCUGAUAAUGUCCUCAUAAUACAGGAUAAACGGUUAACGGCCGUGCGCGGAAAGAAAUUUUUACAAGUCGCUAAGAAUAGAUACAGUGGGGAUCUUGGUAUUGUUCCGCUGGAUUUUGACAAGGACUCCCUUAGUUACCAAGCAAAAAAGAAAAACAAAAUAAAACUAGAAGAUUCUGAAAAAGUAUUGGAUGAAGAAUAUGCAGUCCCCGAACAAAACUAUAUAGAUUUUAACGAAAAACCCCCGCGGCGUGGUAUGCCUUCACGAAAGUUUAAAAAACAAAGUGAUAAUAAAGAGAUAGAUAGUUUUUUAAAUGAUAUCCUUAAUUUAAAGUGAUGUAGCCAAUAGUAUAAGAAUAAAAUGUUUUAGCACCAA